Messenger RNA from Arachis duranensis, 1285 nucleotides. RefSeq lists its product as uncharacterized. The record is from RefSeq and is a predicted model, not a curated record. The transcript is spliced from 9 exons. Bases 178 to 1092 code for a protein of 304 amino acids. Gene Ontology annotation, molecular function: double-stranded RNA binding. Lineage: Eukaryota; Viridiplantae; Streptophyta; Magnoliopsida; Fabales; Fabaceae.
UAUCUGCACCGGACGUUUCUUGAGUUUGCUCAGUCACUGAUACAUGCUACGAGAGAGUUCUUAACUGGAAAGAACAAGGGAAAGUGACUAUCAUGCCCCUUCUUCCCACUCUUCACCUUCAAAUUCUUCAGUGUCUUCACCUUCAACACUUGCAACACUGAGAACCCGUUAACGGAAAUGGUUUGUGUUUAUAGCCUCUCUCGUUUUGACGCAACCAUUCCUCCCUCUUCAUUCCUCGGUUCCUCCGUGUCAUUUCCAAGCACUCAUGUCGUUUCCAACCACAAGUUCUCGAUACUAUCAAUGACUAUUAAGCGAAGCUCUAAGCGUCUCAAAUACACCGCUCCUCGUUUCACCAAGGAGGAUGGGUUGGUGUACAUUGAAGCUGAUCCAUCAGGCUCCGACACGUGGAAAUUGGAACCAGUUGUUAAUCUCUUGAAAGAAGGUGCUGUUGGUGUUAUCCCUACCGAUACCCUAUAUGCUAUAGCAUGUGACUUGAGAUGCCAAUCAGCUAUUGAACGACUUCGUAGAAUCAAGAAUAUAGAACCUUCUAAGCCUCUUAGCAUCUUAUGCCACUCGUUUCGGGACAUAGACAAAUUUACGACUGGAUUUCCUCGUGGUGAUGGUCAAGGCCAUGCAAAUUUAUUCAAAGUAGUUAAGCAUUACUUGCCUGGUCCAUACACUUUCAUCUUAAUGGCAAGCAAAGAAUUACCUAAGCAGUGUAUAAGGGUUGGGACUUCAUCUGCUAAAUAUGCAUCAAGGAAAAAUGUGGGUGUUCGUAUGCCUGAUGAUGCCAUUUGUCAAGCAAUACUUAAGGAGAUGGAUUCACCAUUAAUAUGUACAAGCAUCAAGUCUCUGAAGGAAGAUGAGUGGAUGAUUGAUCCAGUUAUGAUAGCUGAUACAUAUGGACCAGAGGGUCUUGAUUUCGUCGUUGAUGGUGGUGUACGAGUGGCUGAUCCAUCCACAGUGGUUGACAUGACAAAAAUUCCUCCCAGAGUCCUUCGCGAAGGAAAGGGUCCUAUUCUACCAUGGAUGGUUUUGGAAGAUGAUCAGAAAGCUGAUGUUGAUAAAGAUCUCAUACCGGCUGCAAUUUGAAAGAUAAACAUUGAUUCUUAUGGAAGACUGUACAAAAACUUGUCAAUGAUUUCUUUUGUCUUUUCCCAUUUGACCCCAUCUCUCCCAAUGAAUUUUCCUUUGUUAUUUAGUAUUACUCCUUUUUUGGGCAUACAAGAACAAACGAAGGAAAGAUAUGUAUGAAAAUUGUAAACAUCAAAGAAAAACUGUUAUA